UCCCCGUUUCUCCCUCUCUCUCUCUCUCUGAAUGCCAUGCCUUCCAAGCUGCUAUCUUCCACCGUCUUCCCAUUGCUCGUCUUGCUAACGUGCGCACUUAUUUUCCUCUACACGCACCUUCUCCCUCUCUACUCUCCACCACCUCCUCCAAACCUUUCCUUUCCCAAUUACAGAACCUACCUUCCAUCUUUCCUCAAAUCCCAAUCCUACCCCUGCAAUCUUUCCCAGGGUCGUUGGAUUUUCGAUCCGCACUACAGACCCACCUACGGCCCUGAUUGCCCGUUCCAUCGCAAUGCCUGGAACUGCCUCAGGAACCAGAGAGACAACAUGAGCAGGAUCAAUUCGUGGAGGUGGGUCCCACACGGCUGUGAUUCCCCUCGCAUCGACCCGGCCGGGUUCCUGGAAUCGAUGCGGAACCGGCGGAUCGGGUUCGUCGGGGACUCCCUGAAUGAGAAUUUCUUGGUGGCGAUGCUCUGUUUUUUGCGGGCGGCAGAUGGCGGGGCGAAGAAGUGGAAGAGGAAGGGAGCUUGGAGGGGAGGGUAUUUUCCAAAGUAUAAUGUGACGGUCGCUUACCAUCGGGCUGUUUUGCUCGCCAAAUAUGAGUGGCAGCCUACAAAACCUUCAGAUCUCUCAGGCCAAGAUGGAUUGAAGGGAAUUUAUCGAGUGGAUGUGGAUAUUCCUGCAGAUGAUUGGGUCAAUAUCACCAAGUUCUAUGAUGUUCUUGUGUUCAAUACGGGGCACUGGUGGGGCCUUGAUAAAUUUCCGAAAGAGACACCGCUUGUAUUCUACGAGGAAGGAAAACCUAUUCUUCCCCCACUUGGGAUAUUUGAGGGACUCCAAGUUGUCCUAAACAGCAUGGUGUCUUACAUAGGAAGAGAAGUCCCUCAUGGGACCAUCAAGUUUUGGCGGACGCAGUCCCCAAGGCAUUUCUACGGUGGGGAUUGGAAUCAAAACGGAAGUUGCUUGUUCGACGAGCCUAUUGAAGAAGGCCAGCUCGAUGCUUGGUUCGAUCCCAAGAACAGAGGAGUUAACAGGGAGGCGAGAGAAGUGAAUCGUCUGAUUGAAUGGGCAGUACGGGGCACAGAUAUUCAGUUUCUCGAUCUGACCCACUUGAGCGAAUUCAGAGCCGAUGCUCAUCCAGCAAUUUGGUUAGGUAAGAAGGAUGCGGUGGCGAUCUGGGGCCAGGAUUGCAUGCACUGGUGCCUACCUGGUGUGCCCGACACAUGGGUCGAUAUCUUGUCAGCACUGAUCUUAUACCACUUGGAAACAGGGUGAUGGGUGAUAAAGAAGACAAUGGUUGUCCUUAUUGGAAGAGAAAAAACGUCAACUUAUUCUCCAUUUUAUUAAUCUGGGAGAGCUAUGGCCAAGAUUGGAGAAGUUGGUUAUUUCAAGGUGGAAGGGAGCUUUGGACGGUGGACGUUUGGAGAGAGAUAAGCUACGCUGUUUCUUAGUGGUGGGCCAUGAGAAAGGAAUGUGAUAUCAAGGGUGCCUGAUUGAGGUUGGCUUUUCCUUUUAUCCUUUUGGGUGAAUGGUUCAUUUUUGUUUGAUUUCUUGAGUCAUGUCCUGUUAAUUUUGAGAAGGCCUUUGAAGAGAGAAGAAUGAUCCAACGCCAAAUCACCACAGCGAGUGCUCGUGAUGGGUGCGUGUUUCAUCGCCUCCAAUAAAGAUGGGAUGGUGAAGGGGAUAUGUGGGGCCCACUUGAUCUCCCCUCAUCAGAAGUUGAAGCAUGGGGUCUCCUAGACUUUUCCCAUCGCUGUACAUCUUAGUCAGGUGGUGAUAAAUUUCACCUAUAGAGAAGCUUUGCUGUCGGUGUUUCACACUGGAUGUUGUGGAUUGCAAACAUGAAGCAUGGGGUGAAUUACCACUCUGUAUCUGUUAGUUUACUCAAUGGUGACUAAUGUUUACAUGCA
Molecule: messenger RNA, 1910 nt
Organism: Magnolia sinica
Lineage: Eukaryota; Viridiplantae; Streptophyta; Magnoliopsida; Magnoliales; Magnoliaceae
Product: protein trichome birefringence-like 12
Exons: 4
Coding region: 37-1275 (412 amino acids)
Cellular component (GO): Golgi apparatus
Molecular function (GO): O-acetyltransferase activity
Source: RefSeq, a predicted model, not a curated record